Molecule: messenger RNA, 1473 nt
Organism: Seriola dumerili (greater amberjack)
Lineage: Eukaryota; Metazoa; Chordata; Actinopteri; Carangiformes; Carangidae
Gene: cyc1
Product: cytochrome c1, heme protein, mitochondrial
Exons: 7
Coding region: 68-991 (307 amino acids)
Biological process (GO): mitochondrial electron transport, ubiquinol to cytochrome c
Molecular function (GO): electron transfer activity; heme binding
Source: RefSeq, a predicted model, not a curated record
GAAGCAUCCUGUGCCCGGCUCGUCGCUGGUCCAGCAGCCUCUUCCAGCCCAGAGAACCGCAGACAAGAUGGCGGCGCUACGAGUCGUGGUGUUAUCGGGGAGUGGGAGAGCUCUCCUCAGCGCACCGAAAAUUAUCAAGACGCCCAAGGCUAACAUGUCCUUCGCCAGUCUGCCGCGGAACAAGAAGGUUGCCCUGACAACGCUAGGUGUGGUCACAGCCGGGGGGGCGGGGCUCGCUCUGAUGCUGCACCAGUCCGUCAAAGCCUCCGACCUGGAGCUCCACCCCCCGAACUACCCCUGGAGCCACGCCGGACCUCUGUCCUCUCUGGACCACGCCAGCAUUCGCCGUGGUUACCAGGUGUAUAAACAGGUGUGUUCAGCCUGCCACAGUAUGGAGUACCUGGCCUUCAGGAACCUGGUGGGAGUGUCGCACACGGAGGCCGAGGUGAAGACCAUCGCUGAGGAGGUGGAGGUGGUGGACGGUCCUGAUGAGAGUGGGGAGAUGUUCACUCGUCCAGGUAAACUGUCGGACUACUUCCCGAAGCCGUACCCGAACCCUGAGGCAGCCCGCGUCGCCAACAACGGAGCGCUGCCCCCCGACCUCAGCUACAUCGUCAACGCCAGACAUGGAGGAGAGGACUACGUGUUCAGCCUGCUCACAGGAUACUGUGAGCCCCCCGCCGGAGUCAGCGUCAGAGAGGGACUCUACUACAACCCCUACUUCCCCGGACAGGCCAUUGGCAUGGCUCCGCCCAUCUACAACGAGGUGCUGGAGUACGAAGAUGGAACCCCCGCCACCAUGAGCCAGGUUGCUAAGGAUGUGUGUACCUUCCUGAGGUGGGCUGCCGAGCCGGAGCAUGACCAGCGCAAACGCAUGGGACUGAAGCUGCUGAUGGGCUCGGCCAUCCUCAUCCCUCUGUUGUACUACCUGAAGAGACACAGGUGGUCUGUGCUGAAGAGCAGGAAGAUCGCCUACAGGCCCCCCAAGUAAAAGGAAACCCCCCCAUCUGGGCCUAAAAGCUACCAGAGAGGGCUGCGUUCAAUCACCCCACAACGCUCAGCUCACCAUGAUCACAUGGACAUAGAACAACUGACCAACACACACACACACACACACCCUUCUACAAGGGUGGAGAGACCGGGGUUAAUAUAUAAAUAUGCAGAAAAAGGCCUUUUUUUAGACGUGUAGAAACGAUGUAUGACAUGUUUCCUGUUUGUGGAGCAUCGUGGUGCCGGUUUGUGUAAGAGAGUUGUGGUGUUUUUGAACGCACCCUCCACAAAGUUAAUGUUUGUUUGAUCUGCAUGGAGGCAUGGCUGGUAUCAGUUCAUUUCCAAUCAGACACCAGUUACCGUCUCUGUAAGAUACUCCACAACCAGACGAGAGACGCCGUGAAACAUCCGUCUCCAGAGCGUCAGUGAACUCACCGACCUGAACCUCUGUUCCACUGUACAAAUAAAUUAUGUUCAAGGAGA